AGUUCAUCUCAUCCAUCUAUCAUUCUAUCUCUCUUUCUAGUCUUGGUUCAACAUUAUGUGGCUGUGUCAUAAGCAUUACCUCUCAAUCACCCUUUACUAAUUUUCUUCAUAAUCUUCUAAACAUGGAUGCCCAUCAUCUAGCUCUCUCUUCCCUCAUUACCCUAUACUUCUUCUUAUCCAUACUAACACCAUCGUACUGCACCGACUAUGAACGCUUUGCUAAUUGCAGUCGUCCCUAUGGGUGUGGAAGCAUCCAAAACGUUUCUUACCCUUUCUGGGGAGGUGAUCGACCUGAAUAUUGCGGUCGUGAAGGGUUCAAACUCUUGUGCCAGGAAAAUGAAAUCCCGAUUAUCAGGUUUGAAGCACUAGAUUUCCGCGUACUAAAAAUCGACAAAUCUUUUCCAAUCAUGACCAUUGCAAGAUUGGACCUCUGGGAUGGUUCUUGUCCUCAAAAAAACUUCAAUACCACCUUGAAUUUUACCAACUUCGACUAUUACGCUUCAACCGUUCAAAACAUAACUUUGUUCUACGACUGCUCUCCUGGAGUAGACAUACCGGACGGACAUGGGUUUACUUGCAAAUCAGGCGAUACUGUUACGCGUAAUAAUGCUUACUUCGGUGAAGAAUUCCUCACGGCGAGCAAACUUCAGGACUUAAAGAACUGCAGUAAAAGCAUCCUUGUUCCAAUUUUACGGGCUGCUCUUAUGAACGAGCUUCCGAGUGGAGUCCCAGCACUUCAGGAAGUAUUGAAUCGAGGAUUCGAUGUGGACUACAAUACCUUGCACGAUACUGCCUGUAAAGGGUGUCUGGAAUCAGGUGGGCAUUGCGGUUCUAAUUCAGCACACCAAUUUGUCUGCUUUUGCUCUGACCAAGAGCGCUCUUAUAGCUGCCCAGAUAAGCGAGGAAGUAGGUGGUGGAAGUAUACUUUAGGUGCUGGCUCAUGUCUCAUAAUGGCCCUUCAAAUACUGUGCGUCAUAUUCAUUAUCCAUCGAUGCCGCAUGAAGAAGAAAUAUGAUCCCUCUGGAACGACAGAUCUUGAGGCAUUUGUUAGAAAUUACGGACCAGUAUCGCUAAACAGAUAUAAAUUCUCAGAUGUCAAGAAAUUCACCAAUUCAUUUAAGGUUAAACUUGGUCAAGGAGGCUAUGGUGGUGUCUACAAAGGAGAGCUACUCAAUGGUUGUCUCGUAGCUGUGAAGGUCCUGAAUGCAUCAAAAGGAAUUGGAGAUGAAUUUAUCAAUGAAGUUGCAAGCAUCAGUAGAACUUCCCAUGUUAAUAUUGUCACACUUCUUGGAUUUUGUCUUGAAGGUAAAAAAAGAGCUCUCAUCUAUGAGUUUAUGCCAAAUGGAUCACUUGAAAAGUUUAUACACAGUGACAACACGGAGACAACCACUAUGCCCUUAGGAUUGGAAAAAUUGUUCCAAAUUGCAAUCGGAAUUGCCCGGGGGCUUGAGUACUUGCACCGUGGCUGCAAUACUAGAAUCUUGCAUUUUGACAUAAAACCACAUAACAUUCUUCUGGAUGAAAAUUUUUCCCCAAAGAUCUCUGAUUUUGGACUUGCUAAACUUUCUCCAAGGAAUGAGAGUCACAUAUCAAUGGCAGUAGCCAGAGGGACAAUAGGGUAUAUAGCUCCUGAAGUGUUCAAUAGAAACUUUGGAGUAGUUUCACACAAAUCUGAUGUCUAUAGCUAUGGAAUGAUGAUUUUGGAGAUGGUUGGAGGAAAAAAGGACAUUGAUGUAGGAAUAAGUGAUACCAGUGAGAUAUAUUUUCCACAUUGGAUUUAUAAGCAUCUUGAGCAGUACAAUGAUUUAGGAUUUCCCAUUAACAUGACUAUAGAGGAAACUGCAAUGGUGAGAAAGAUGAUCUUAGUGGGUUUGUGGUGCAUACAGACAAAUCCAUCUGAUAGGCCGUCCAUGAGUAAAGUAAUUGAAAUGUUAGAAGGAAACAUAGAAGCAUUGCAAAUCCCUCCAAAACCUUUCUUAUCGUCACCUCCAAGAUCUCCCGUAGAAGAAUCCUCCACAUAUUAAUACUACGUAAUAAUACCUAUAGAUACUUUUUUUUCUUGAUAACUUUUUUAUUAUUAUCUUACAUUUAAUUUAAGGAUUGGGCUCCUUGAAGACAA
Molecule: messenger RNA, 2119 nt
Organism: Quercus robur (English oak)
Lineage: Eukaryota; Viridiplantae; Streptophyta; Magnoliopsida; Fagales; Fagaceae
Product: LEAF RUST 10 DISEASE-RESISTANCE LOCUS RECEPTOR-LIKE PROTEIN KINASE-like 2.4
Exons: 3
Coding region: 123-2024 (633 amino acids)
Biological process (GO): protein phosphorylation
Molecular function (GO): polysaccharide binding; protein kinase activity; ATP binding
Source: RefSeq, a predicted model, not a curated record